UGGAUCGAUUGCUGUGAGGCCACCUGGCUGUUGUCGCCUCCCAGUCUAAGGUAGGUAUGGUUGUCCAGUCUGCCUCUCUUUCCCAUUGCUGAAUCACCCACCUCACGCACACUUUUAUUUCCCGCCUACCUUACCUAUCCAACCUGACACCUCAGCGCAAAGACGCACGCGAUCUGAGUUGAAUUGGGUUUGCCCCAGCCCCCCCUUCCAUCUGUCUCCAUCUCCAUCUUCCAUCUGCCACUUUCCAUCUUCCUCCUUACCUCCCUCCUCCUUACCCUUCUCCCCCACUCCAGUCAACCUUGCUUGCGAUCGUUGAACUGGUCACGUCGCAUCCAAUUGCUUGUCCCUCGUCGUCACUACAAUGGUUUACCUCAAGUCCUCGCUCCUGGCCCUUUUGGCCCUGCCCAUCUCCGGCGUCUUCGCUGCCGAGGAAGCCCCUGUCGACACCGACGCUGUUCCCCCGACCCUCAAGGCUGACAUCGAGACCACCUUCCCCGAUGCUGAUAUCUUUGGUGUGAAGAUCGUCAAUGGUCACCCCACCAAGGCCUUGAUCGAGUUCACCAACAAUGAGGAUGCGCCGAUUCAGGUCGCCAUGGUUGGCGGCACCCUGUCUUCCACUCAGGAGCUUCCCGAGGACUCCCUUCCCAGCGACAGCAUCAUCCGCAACCUGACGGCUGCCCGCUACGACCUGACCAUCGAGGCUGGCGACAAGAAGGCUGUUCCCUACUCUUUUGCUCUCGACGCCAACCCCCAGGAUGUUCUCCUCCAGCUUAUUGCUGUCGUGAGCAACUCCAAGGGCGAUAUCUUCCAGGUCCAGGCUUACAACUCCACCGCCGCCAUCGUCGAGCCCCCUACCAGCAUCUUUGACCCCCAGAUCAUCUUCCUCUACCUCUUCCUGUCUGGUGCCUUCGCUGGUACUCUGUACUUUGUCUACAAGACCUGGAUCGAAGCCCUCUUCCCCCAGGCUAAGAAGGCCAAGUCUUCCAAGAAGGCGCGCACUGUUAGUGUCACCGUGCCCCUGGCUGAGGCUGACACCACUGGUGUUGCCUCCUCGACUGGCAAAAGCUACGACGAGAGCUGGAUCCCCGACCACCACAUCAACCGCCCUGUUGCCAAGCGCGUCAAGAGCGGUGCCAGUGGCAAGCUCAAGAAGGGCGAGUAGGAACGUAGCACCUCUACGAAGCGAGCCGCCUAGAAAAACGUGGAUGCGUUGGACAAGACAGCAACCAUGCGAUCACAGAUUGGCAACCUUGAAGAACCCAACGGGCUGGAAAAGAGCUUAUAGGAUGUUCACAUUGAGUUGACGUUGGAGAAGGAGAAUAAAAGUACUGUACAAUAGCUGCAUACAAGGCACGAAGCCGAUGUUGGCGACUCCCGUAGGAGUUACUGGAGCUUUGUCAUCGCCUCAAAGAUGCGCUUUCAAGAAUAUGUGAACGAUGCCUAGGAUGAUUCUUCCAUUGACGUUGUUUCACUGGCAAUUAACG
This is a messenger RNA of Colletotrichum scovillei, 1484 nucleotides long. Its product is annotated as signal sequence receptor alpha chain. The record is from RefSeq and is a predicted model, not a curated record. Bases 362 to 1162 code for a protein of 266 amino acids. Gene Ontology annotation, cellular component: endoplasmic reticulum; endoplasmic reticulum membrane. NCBI's taxonomy places the organism in Eukaryota, Fungi, Ascomycota, Sordariomycetes, Glomerellales, Glomerellaceae. The transcript has 3 exons.